Chelonus insularis is the source of this 672-nucleotide messenger RNA. RefSeq names its product proteoglycan 4-like. Lineage: Eukaryota; Metazoa; Arthropoda; Insecta; Hymenoptera; Braconidae. Bases 109 to 468 code for a protein of 119 amino acids. The record is from RefSeq and is a predicted model, not a curated record. The transcript is spliced from 3 exons.
GCGAUAUCAAUUAAAGGAGUCCGCAGCAAUAAAUAGACGACCAAUAAGUGUUUAAAUAUUAGUUUUCAAGAAUUUUCUUCUUAUUCAAAGCAACAGUUGCAUUUGGAGAUGCAUUUCCGAGUUUUUGUGGUGAUGUUUGCGAUUUGUGGAUCCCUACAGAUAAAUGCAAAACCAUUAGAUGACAGAGGGGUAAUAGAAAAGCUACUUGCGAUCGCUGAAGACACAUUAAAUCUUUCAGAACGUUUAGAAAAACUACUGGAAAAUUGUGAAAAUAAACACCAACCAACUACCACUGUUAAACCAGUCACUUCACCACCAACUACUCCUCGACAUCCGUCACCAACAGCGACACAUCCAUGGUCGACUACACAGGAAGAUUCAACAACACAUCGAUGGACAACUCCUCGAUACCCAGAAACAACUCCACGGACAAGCGCUUGGUCGACAUCGAAAAUGCCGGACAAAUAAACUAAACGUGAAGAUGAUAAUUAAAAUAUAUUUAUAUUUACAUGAAAAUUACCAGAAAUUAAAUUUAUUAUUUGCUUAAAGUAAUACAUUUUAUCUAUAAACUAUUCCGGUUUUUUAAAUCAUUUAGAUAACAUUCGAUAUUUCUAUAAUAAUAAUAAGAACAACUUAUCAUGUUUUAAAUAAUAAAAUAUUAGAUAAAAUCAA